UCCAUUGUUGCUUGUGCUUUCCGUUUCUCUUUCGGGCGUGAAACUACCUGUUGCAGUUAGAACAGAUAUGGAAAAGCCGGGAUCCCGUUUCCACGUGGAGCCGGUGCAGAAUUCGGAGGGGGAAGAACCCCCUGGUCAGCCGCAGGUCAGUAUUUGCGUGAUGGACAGCAAUGACCAGACGGUGGCCAGCAAUUAUGACUCCCACAACGUCCGCAGCCUGCUGCAUUACACCCAGGAAGCCUUGCCUCGGCUUGACCACUAUAGGAAUGUCCACUCACUACAUGCCCAUUUUCCCAGGCCCACUUUGGACGAACUGCAUAACGGCAACAUCCCCUCAGCUGCAGAUCAGUAUUUCAGUCGUCGUUUGUCGAAAGCAUCUACUGAAAAACAAGCAGCUGUUAAGUUUGGUUGGAUUCAAGGUGUUCUUGUAAGAUGUCUACUAAACAUAUGGGGUGUUAUGCUUUUUCUUCGUCUGUCAUGGGUGGUUGGUCAAGCUGGAAUUGGCCUGGCUUGCCUUAUUAUUCUUCUUGCUACUGUGGUUACAAUUUUAACAACACUGUCUAUGUCUGCCAUUUGUACCAAUGGAGAGGUAAAGGGAGGAGGGACUUAUUAUAUGAUAUCUCGAAGUCUGGGACCUGAAUUUGGUGGUUCCAUUGGGUUCAUUUUUUCUGUGGCAAAUGCAGUAGCUGUUGCUAUGUAUGUAGUUGGAUUUGCUGAAACGCUGGUAGUUUUAUUGCAAAAUACUGAAAUGCCUCUAUUUGAAAAUCCAAUAAACAAUAUCAGAGUCAUCAGUUGCAUUACAGUUGUAGUUAUACUUGGAAUUGCCAUCGUGGGAACAGAAUGGGAAACAAAGGCUCAGAUAGUUUUAUUAAUAAUACUAUUGGUUGCUAUGGCUGACUUCUUGGCUGGAGCUGCCAUCUCCCCGGAUGAAGAGCAAUUGCUUAGAGGAUAUGUAGGCUGGAACAAGACAGUGUUCAUUGAAAACUUCAGUCCCCACUUUACCGAAGAUCAAGGAUUCUUCUCUGUCUUUGCUGUUUUCUUUCCUGCUGCAACUGGCAUACUUGCAGGUGCAAAUAUUUCAGGGGAUUUGAAAGACCCUCAGUCUGCUAUACCUAAAGGAACGCUUCUUGCCAUUUUGAUCACUACACUGUCUUAUCUCCUCUUUGUUGUGGUCUCUGGAAGUACGGUUCUCUUAAACUCGAAUGGAAACUCUACUUUCUUGGCUGAAGGAUCCUUUGACCUGCUCACAAACUGUUCUCUAUCAGAAAAUAAUAAAUGUGAAUUUGGUCUUCUAAAUGAUUAUCAAGUUAUGGAAAUGGUAUCAGCAUUCUCACCUAUAAUUUAUGCUGGAAUAUUUGCAGCUACUUUAUCAUCAGCUUUAGCUAGUCUUGUCAGUGCUCCAAAAAUAUUUCAGGCUCUUUGCAAAGAUAAAUUAUUUCCUGGUAUUCAUUUCUUUGCCAAAGGUUAUGGCAAAAACAAUGAACCAAGAAGAGGAUAUUUGCUGGCCUUUGCUCUUGCUCUGGGAUGUUGUGCAAUAGGUGAUUUGAAUCACAUAGCUCCUUUGAUAUCCAAUUUUUUUCUUGCUGCCUAUUGCUUAAUCAAUUUGUCAUGUUUCCAUGCCACUUUUGUUAAAGCUCCUGGUUUCCGUCCAGCUUUUAGAUUUUACAGUAUGUGGUUAGGAUUCAUUGGAGCCAUAUUAUGUCUUCUAGUCAUGUUUAUUAUUAACUGGGUCACUUCUCUGAUCACUUUUGCUGUGGUAUCUUUCCUCUAUCUGUGCAUAUACCAAAGAAAACCAGAUGUUAACUGGGGAUCAUCUACUCAAGCACAGACAUAUUCCUUAGCUUUGAAUGCUGUAAUGAAACUCAAUGAAGUUGCUGAUCAUGUUAAAAAUUACAGACCUCAGCUAUUAAUACUCACUGGUCAUCCAAGCCACCGUCCACCACUUGUUGAUUUUGGUUACACUGUUACCAAAAAACUAAGCUUGUUGAUCUGUGGAAAUGUUAUAACCAAAGAACAUUUGAACCACAAAGCCAGAACGGGCAUGCUAGAAAUGGGCCACAAGUAUUUGCGACACAGAGGAAUCAAAGCGUUUUACAGUGCUGUUGAAGAUACGUCUUUUUCUCGUGGAGUUGCUUCUCUAAUACAGGUCGCAGGAAUGGGCAAGUUAAGACCCAACAUGUUGUUGAUGGGUUAUAAGAACAAUUGGGAGACCUGUCCUCAUGAAGAAGUACAAGAAUAUUUUAACGUGAUACAUAUAGCCUUAGACAUGCACAUGUCAGUUGGCAUCUUGAGACUUCCGGAAGGAAUGGAUUACUCCAAAUAUGCCAUCCAAUUGGAAGAAUAUGCAAUGCUUUCAAAAAAGGAAAAGAAGAGAAGGAUGAAGGUGUCAUCCGAAUUCAUCGAUGAAGACGGGAUGCCCAGAAAUAAGUCCUGCUCAGAAUUAUCAGAAAUUUCCGUUGCUUCGUGCCCCAUGGACAGUUCACGGGAGAGUUCUCCACCUUCUUCUCCAACCACAGUCCGCUCCAUGAACGGCGGUGUAAGCCAGAACCCUCAAGGGCAGAUCAAUCUGGGAUACCUGAGCAGCCCCGACAACGGGGAUGGAGGCAGAAUUGUCUUCCCUUCCAUCCCAGACGAAAUAAAGCUGUCUGCCACACAGUUCCAGAGGAGACAGAAGAAAGGCUUUAUUGACGUUUGGUGGUUAUACGACGAUGGAGGACUGACAAUGCUGAUCCCUCACAUUCUAUCAACUCGCUCACAGUGGAGUGGAUGCAAGUUGAGGAUAUUUGCUCUGGCCAACAAAAAAGAUGAAUUGGAUAGAGAACAAAGAAACAUGGUAGCUUUACUCAAUAAAUUCAGAAUUGAUUAUUCUGAUGUUACUGUCAUACCAGAUAUUGUCAAACCUCCAGAAGAAUCCAGCAAGAAGGAAUUUGAAGCCCUUAUCACCAAGUGGCAGAGUGAUGGAACUGGCAACAAGUUUUUCAUUACAGAGUCAGAGCUAUAUGCUCUGAAGGAUAAGACUAAUCGACAUAUCCGAUUGUCAGAACUGCUCCAGAAGUAUUCAAAAAAUUCAUCCCUCAUUGUGAUGACUUUACCAAUGCCAAGGAAGAGCACCUGUUCUGCUGCUCUCUAUAUGGCUUGGUUGGAAACUCUUACCAAAGACAUGCCACCCUUUCUCCUCAUCAGGGGAAAUCAAACUAGUGUACUUACAUUUUACUCGUAGGACAAUGGUCACUCUGCAUGACCAGUGGCGAACAAUCCACUACAGAAUCAAUCAGUCAUACAGAUUUAUCAUUGGGGGAAAAAAUACUGACUUAUUUUUUAGUCCUUUGCUGGAAUUUCUUUCUUUUCCUUUUGUUGCUGAGGAUUUCUUAAAUCAUUGGUUUUGACCAGUAAAGUACCAUCAAAUUAAUGUACCUCUAGUGGUACUUGUACCGUAAGUUGAUAAACUUUGCACUAGACAUUGCGAAAAGAAAAAUUAAACACUUAUUAUUUAUCCAGAAAUAAUUAAUUUGGACAAACUGUUAAUAAUUAUAUUAUCGGUAGCAAUUAUUACAUUAUAACUUGUAACUAAUAAUACAAUAACUGCCUUAUCUAAUUAUAGAAUACAUAACUGAACACUGAUGCAUUUCCAUGAAGCAAAUAUAACAAUUUUUUAACAAUUUCUAAUUAUUUGAUUAUUAAUUAAUAUGAUAAAUCCAGUUAUUGAGUUUUUUCUUUUUAUAAUAGAGCUUUUAACAAAUAAAUUUUAAAUAACUAAUUAUUAAUUUUUAAUUCAUUUUAACUAAAAAUUGAACUUCAAAAUGAAUUUCUCAAUUAUUUUUUUUUCUUAGUCCUUACUCUUAUUUAUAAAGAUUUGUGGGUUGAAUAAAAUGGAUGCUAUGUAAAUAUACAUAUCUAAAAACUUAUAUUUAUGUACAAGAAAAAUUUUAUAGCAUAGUAUUAUUUUGAUUAAAUUUUAAUUAUUUUAUAUUAUCCUACAUUUUUUUUUCAAGUUUUGAGACUUAAUAAAAUUUUUCUGUUAUGGAAAUAAUGGAACCCCUUUGGAAAUGUAUUUUUUACAGAGCCAAGUACAGUUAGCAAACUGUACUAAAAGUGGAUUAUAGAAGAAAUUAGAGAGUUUGGAGAGUUUUUCUCUGUAUAUCAAAGGCAGAUGAUUGUUUAUCAUAUUGUUGGUUAAAAGUUUUGAAAGGUAAAUUGCAUUUGGUUGUUAAUGAUUAAGAAUGCUAUUUAAAUAUAUAAUUAAUGAUUAUAACUAUGCUCUGUAAAAAAAAUUGGGGGGUGCUGAAGUUGUAGUAUGCCUGUACAUGAAUCAGCCUUGGCUCUGUACUAAUUCCAAACUGUUUUGUUAAAAAUUAUUUUUCAAAUGAUUCUUACUUUUAAAAUCUGGCAAAUUAUGUAACAACAGUCCUAAUGAUAAGUGUGAAGGUUUUAAGGACGAAAACAAGCUUUUGUAUGUCUUGAAAAUUCAAAUUAAGAUUCAGUCGACCAGUAGCAUCUUGGUCUUACAAUUUGCUGGGUCAAUGCUGAAAGGGAGCACAAUUCAUCAGAAAAUUUGUACUGCAUUCCAUAUAUCUGUAAUGGCAAAGUACGUUUUCCAUUCCAUAGCGACAAAGAAAGUGUUGCUUCCUCUAAAAGUAAAAGUUUUCUAGAUGAAUAAAUUUGGAAUACAUAGACUGUUAUUUUUUAAACCUAUUGCUUUCUGAAAUGCUUUAUUUGAAUGCAUGUCAUUAUUAUCAAUUGUAGUUCCUGUGUGUAAAGAAUGAAGAAUUAUUUAGAUGCAGAAAGUUCAGAAUGCAUCAAUAAGUCAAUUAUUUCAUAAUCAUUACUCUAAUCAUCACGUGAAUGAGAAUUAAAGAUAUAAAAAAAUGUUCAUCAGUGAGACUCGGUAUUAAAUCUAUCAUUUACACUUAUGUAACUGAAACAUUGUAGUUUAUUAUACGUACAACAUCUGUUAUUCUUUUAAAAUUUCGCAUUCUAAUAUAUGAGAAUUUUUUUUUUUUUUUAAUUUUUGAGUUUUUGUUCUUUAUUUGAUGUUCAUAGUAAUUUAAGUGAAAGAUUAUUUUGAAUGAUACUUAUAUUUAUGAAUUAUACCUGUCAUAUAUCUUGAAAGACCAGAGUAAAUGAGGAUGUAAUUAUUUUUGCAUGUAACAAACCAAAACUUCUUUGUAUUAAAAACAAUUUGUCAAUAUUAAAAAAAAACAUUAUUUAACUUGUGGAACUUAACUAAUUAGAACAAUUUUAUUUUUAAUCUUUUUCUGGUUCUUUGAAUUUUUUGUUCACUUAGUGUUAAAAUAUCAUCUAUUUUGCUAAAUUAUUUUAAUUAUUUCAAAGACAAAUUAAACUUUAAUUUCUGAAUUACUUUAAUUGAAACUUUCUGUAUCUUGAGUUUGCAGAUAUCUUAAAGAA
This is a messenger RNA of Argiope bruennichi, 5406 nucleotides long. Its product is annotated as solute carrier family 12 member 3-like. Bases 68 to 3220 code for a protein of 1050 amino acids. The transcript has 24 exons. Lineage: Eukaryota; Metazoa; Arthropoda; Arachnida; Araneae; Araneidae. Gene Ontology annotation, cellular component: membrane. Gene Ontology annotation, biological process: potassium ion homeostasis; potassium ion import across plasma membrane; sodium ion transmembrane transport. Gene Ontology annotation, molecular function: sodium:potassium:chloride symporter activity. The record is from RefSeq and is a predicted model, not a curated record.